Molecule: messenger RNA, 342 nt
Organism: Angiostrongylus costaricensis
Lineage: Eukaryota; Metazoa; Nematoda; Chromadorea; Rhabditida; Metastrongylidae
Source: the annotation of a GenBank genome assembly
AUGGAUGAAAUAAUGUCGACGCAUCCUUUAAUCAGUGAUGUUUACGACGACGACUGUUAUGAUGAUGAUGAUGAUGAUGAUGAUGAUGAUGAUGAUGAUGAUGAUGAUGAUGAUGAUGAUGGUGAUGAUGAUGAUGAUGAUGAUGAUUACGACCAGAUGAUACGAAAGCCGCGAAGUGCACGGGUGUGGAUCGAUAGCGAAACGAUUCACGUGAUUGGUGACUACGACGAAGGAGCGAAACAGAUGCACUUUCCUCAUGGAUUUGUCCCUCCUCACUUUUCCACAAAACUAUUUCCCCAGUGUUCCAUCGCCCACGUUGCCUUUAUUUGUUUGUUUGCCUAA